CUUUGCAAAAGUCUUCCUCCUCCUGCAUCUGAAACAAAUUGUCCAGCUUAUGUGAAAAAUGCAUUGUUGGAGGAAUAGUAAUAUAACCUACUGUAUGUGGGCAGGGAUAUACAGCAGCUGGGCCCGUCGGCGUCCAACGAGUCAGCCACAAUUAGCGUCAAACAAGCCUGUGCAAGAUCCCUCUAGGUAUUCUGGUUUAUUUUUGCCUUUAGCCACGAAGCUCUGAAUCGGUCAGAUUUUGACUUGCAGGAGAGGGGAAAAAGCUUCAGAGUCCAUGAUUUUUUUCUGGUACUUCAAUUUACCUUUCUGGAACCUGCUUCUUUCCCAAAUGACUUGUUCAGCAAGUGAAGCCAGCCCCGGCCGAGCGUUGGUCAAGUCUCCAGAGCGUCUUUCUUACGACCGAGCAGCUUUGGAGAAGAUGCACCGGGAAGUGAGGCGAGGAGAGCGGAGAUCCCUGUGGUUGGAAUUCCGCGCAUUGCAAAGGAGCUUCAGGUUGCAUCUCUGGAGGGACAUGAGUGUUUUUGUUGAGGAUGUUGAGAUUGUGAUGAACGACACCUCCGAACCCGCCGAUGUCUCUUUCGUUUAUUCAGGCACCCUACAAGGAGACGCAGCUUCUUUCUGCCACGGCUCCAUCAUCCACGGUGUCUUUGAGGGAUUCGUCCAGACCCAGAACGGUACCUAUUACAUUGAAUCUGCUGCUGUGGUCAAAGGGGCCCCCGAGACCCAUUCCCUGAUCCACCACCAGAGAGACCUAGAUUAUAAACUUCUCCACGACUCCAAAUCAGCAUCCUUGGCUCAGACACUGCACCAACAACUGCAAGAUUUCCAGCGGCAGCUAACAGCAAAGGCCAAUCACCCUCAUCGGCCCAGGAGGAGUUUGAAUUAUUCGAAAACUUCCUGCCUGCUUCAUUUUCAAGCAGACCACCUUUUCUAUCGACGGUUUGGCUCUGUGGAAGCCGUGAUCGCCCAGAUUGCCAGCUAUGUAAAAGCUGUGAACGCCAUUUACGAAGCGGCUGAAUUUGGCCGGAUCGGGACCAUUGAAUUCAAAGUUAAGACGAUCACGAUCGUCCAAGAAGAAGACCCUUCAAGGACCCCGUUCCUCAGUCCGGAGAUGCUGCUUAUGCUGCACUCAAAAACCAAUUGGGACGGUUACUGCUUAUCUUACCUGCUGACCGACCGGGAUUACAGUGGCGUCCUCGGAAUUGCUUUCAGUGGACAACCAGGAGACUCCGGAGGGAUUUGCUCAAAAUAUCAGCAUUUCCUGGAGAAAGAGGCAUCUCUGAACACAGGGCUGAUCACACUGCAGAAAUACGGCCAAUUGCUCCCUCCACGGAUGAUCCACAUCACCCUGGCGCAUGAAUUUGGCCACAGCCUGGGGGCGCAACACGACCAGACCAAAGAAUGUUCCCGUUUUGACCUCAACACCAGCCGGGGAAAAUUCCUGAUGUUCAAUUAUGCCACAGAUGGGACCGAAUUCAACAAUGAUAAAUUCUCUCCAUGUAGCAUCGCCUAUAUUUCAAAUAUUCUGGAGCACAAGAAGGACCAAUGUUUUGCAGAAACUGACCGUCCCAUCUGCGGGAACCAGAUCGUGGAUCCGGGGGAAGAGUGCGACGUUGGGAGCGACAAUGAGGACGCCUGCUGCUACGGCGCUGGGGAGCCAAGGGGGAUCCAGUGCCGGUUGAAACCAGGAGCCUCAUGCAGCCCCAGUCAAGGACUCUGUUGUGAGCGGAAUUGUGUCCUUAAACCUCUGGGACAACGGUGCCAGGAAGAGAGCGAAUGUGCUUUGGGAAGCCUCUGCACAGGAUCGAGUCCCGCAUGUCCAGAGCUCCUACCGAAAGCCAACUUCACCCCCUGCGGCCUCGGCCUCCGCCUGUGUUCGAACGGGCUCUGCGAAGGGUCCCUCUGCAUCCAGCAUGGGUUGGAGGAAUGUCAGUGUGUCUCUAGUCCUCUGCGAGGAAGAUGCGGUCUCUGCUGCCAGCUGCCCGGACAAGCUGCAACCUGUGUCAGCACCUCCUCAAAGAUCUGGGACCCUUUCUUCAACGGUUCGGACAUCCCGCUCCUGGCGGGCUCACCGUGCGGCGACAAGAACGGCUACUGUGACAAAUUCCACAUCUGCCGGUUUGUAGAUGAGGAUGGUCCCAUUGCCAGGGUGAAAAACUUCAUCCUGGACUUCAUCGAAAUGGACGACCUGGCCACCUGGAUGCAGACACAUUGGUGUGCUAUCCUUCUUGUGGUUUUGACCUUAGCAGCCAUGAUGGCUGGCACAGUUUUCCUCUUUGGAAGAACAGUCAGCAAUGAAUCAGCAGAUGAAAACAUCAUCAGGAUCUCUCGCAAGGCAGGAGCUGUGGAACAUCAAGGGAAGAAACAACAGACUUCCUUUCACUGGGAAGAGGAGAUUUAUAUCAAAAUGCACCAGAAAAGGCCACGCUCCAGCCCUGGGGAGCUUUGCUAAGCUUCGGACAAGGCGCCUCUGCCCCAACACACACUUGUGGUUGCAGCACAGAUAACACCAGCAUCCCGCAAUCCAUCACACCAAAGGGCACGCAAAAAAUACAGAGAUUUUCUUACUGACAUGACCCCUUAAUUUUCCUUCCCCCCCUUUUUUUUGGCUUGUUUCUCUUUUUUAAAAAUGAUUAAUUAAAAAAAUAACUGUUUA
Molecule: messenger RNA, 2656 nt
Organism: Crotalus tigris (Tiger rattlesnake)
Lineage: Eukaryota; Metazoa; Chordata; Lepidosauria; Squamata; Viperidae
Product: disintegrin and metalloproteinase domain-containing protein 10-like
Exons: 16
Coding region: 275-2452 (725 amino acids)
Biological process (GO): Notch signaling pathway; membrane protein ectodomain proteolysis
Cellular component (GO): plasma membrane
Molecular function (GO): metalloendopeptidase activity
Source: RefSeq, a predicted model, not a curated record